Bactrocera neohumeralis is the source of this 3227-nucleotide messenger RNA. RefSeq names its product synaptic vesicular amine transporter (gene Vmat). Lineage: Eukaryota; Metazoa; Arthropoda; Insecta; Diptera; Tephritidae. Gene Ontology annotation, molecular function: xenobiotic transmembrane transporter activity; serotonin:sodium:chloride symporter activity. Gene Ontology annotation, cellular component: terminal bouton; synaptic vesicle membrane. The coding region runs from base 544 to 2505 and encodes 653 amino acids. The transcript has 10 exons. Gene Ontology annotation, biological process: xenobiotic transport; aminergic neurotransmitter loading into synaptic vesicle; transmembrane transport. The record is from RefSeq and is a predicted model, not a curated record.
CUGUUGCGCAUCGAACUGAGUCGUCUGUCGGCAUUCAAGCACGUUGGACAAGUUGAGCUCGAAAUAUAAAUUUGUCAGUUUUUCUGUGCUCAGUCACACAAUCGGAAGUGAUGAAUUAACUGUAACUCAGCUGCACACAACAACAAAUAAUAAUGGCAGCACAACAAAAGUAACAAAAGAUGAAAAGCAAAAGUGCACGAGAAGAAUAUUUGUUAAUUACUUGCAUAAUUAAGCUUUAUAGUGGCAUUUGUAAUUGCUCAGCGCGUGUUAUAGCUUAAAAUAAAUAACAAUAUACAUACAUAUGUAUAUACAUAUGAGAAUAUAAAUAAACAGAAAUUGAAAUUUUUAAAAAAUUAUUUUUUACUGUGUAAAAAUAAAAAUUAAUUACAUUUGAAAUAUUUAAAAAGUAAUAAAAAUAUAUUUUUUCAAAUAUGUGCAUGUGAGUUUGUGUGAGCUAUAGUUGCCAGCGCUUUGUUGUAAACAUAUAAUAGGGAAAUUUUGGAGCUUACAAUUCUACAAUUAACCUAACAAGCGGGUGGCGCAAUGCAAUCGACUGAUUCUGGAGAUGGAGCAAAAAACUUCAAUCAGCACAUCACCAGUCAUUUGGCAUCAUCAUCUGCAGCGGGACCAGCAACAGCAACAACAACAUUAAACGACGCGUCCGCAACCGCACAGCACAACCGAAGCAGCAGCACGGCCCAGCACGACACACCCAGCAGGAAUCCCUUCAAGCAAGCACCGACUCCCCAGUGGAGCAGCGAACAGCAAAGAUUAGCGCAGCAACAGCAGCUACAACAACAACCGAAUGGCAGCAACAAACUUUACAACAACAGCGUACAGCAUGCCAACGAAGCAGGCGCUGGCAUUUUUGGCGUCGGUGGCGCGACAACAGCAACAACAACAACAGCGACGGCACAAGCAACACCGACACCAAACUCCCACACAGAUCCGGCAGCAAUCAAGACACCAGGACGACAUUAUAUGACACCGCAACCACCACCGCCGGAUCAUUGCCGGCAGGAGGAUUACCGCGCCGCCGGCUCGUGGGCCACGUUCAAGAAUUGGAUGAUCGGCUGGCGCGGCUCACGACAACUCGUCUUGAUCAUUGUGGCCAUUGCGUUGUUAUUGGAUAAUAUGUUGUUGACCACUGUUGUUCCUAUUAUACCCGAGUUCCUGUACGACAUACGCCAUCCCGAUGCACCGCUCGACAGCUUUCCACGUACCCCACUCACUACGCACACACCACCGCCGCCUACGCAGUCACCCUGCAACGCGAAUGGCGAACCACUGCCGACGAUGGAGGUAUCAACACUGAGUCCGGAAGAGAAUUACACGAUGUGGCGGGAGAUGGAAGAGCGACACAAUGAACUGGUGGGCGAGACCGUUGAAGUAGGAAUUCUAUUUGCAUCAAAAGCUUUCGUACAAUUGUUAGUCAACCCGAUUGUUGGACCACUGACGCAUAAAAUCGGUUACAGCAUACCCAUGUUUGCCGGCUUCGUAAUCAUGUUUAUAUCGACAAUUAUCUUCGCUUUUGGACGUUCGUAUUUGGUGUUAUUUGUGGCGCGUGCGCUACAAGGUAUCGGAUCUUCAUGCUCGUCCGUUUCCGGUAUGGGUAUGUUAGCCGAUCGCUACACCGACGACAAGGAACGUGGCAAUGCAAUGGGCGUAGCGCUGGGCGGUUUGGCUUUAGGUGUGCUUAUCGGGCCGCCAUUCGGUGGUGUCAUGUACGAGUUCGUUGGCAAAUCCGCACCAUUCUUGAUACUUUCCGCAUUGGCUUUGGGUGAUGGCCUGCUGCAGCUCUUCAUGUUACAACCGUCGAUACAACGUGCCGAAACGGAACCACCAUCACUAAAGGCGCUCAUCAGCGAUCCGUAUAUAUUGAUCGCUGCUGGUUCUAUUACUUUCGCGAAUAUGGGUAUUGCUAUGUUGGAGCCAUCGCUACCGCUGUGGAUGGUUGACAAUAUGGGCGCUACACGUUGGGAGCAAGGUGUUGCCUUUUUGCCAGCCUCCAUCAGUUAUUUAAUUGGCACAAAUCUCUUCGGUCCUUUGGGUCACAAGAUUGGACGUUGGUUUGCCGCCUGUUUGGGCCUGAUUAUCAUUGGCUGUUGCUUGAUAAUGAUACCUAUGGCAACCUCGAUUACACAUCUAAUUCUACCGAAUGCUGGCUUGGGUUUCGCCAUCGGCAUGGUGGACUCAUCUAUGAUGCCCGAACUUGGUUUUCUUGUCGACAUACGUCAUUCGGCCGUCUAUGGCAGUGUUUAUGCAUUGGGUGAUGUUGCCUUCUGUGUCGGUUUUGCCGUGGGUCCAGCGCUGAGCGGCACUCUGGUCAAGACCAUCGGUUUCGAAUGGAUGUUAGUCGGUAUCGCUAUUUUGUGCUUCAUUUACGCUCCACUUCUGACGCUGCUCAAGAAUCCACCGACUAAGGAGGAGAAAAAGUCAUUGAUUACUGGCGAAAGCUCGGCUGUACGUUAUGUCACAUACCAAAAUUAUGACGACGAUGAGUAAGCAACGGUAAGGUAUGCUAAAGUUUGACACAACGACUUGAAAAUAAACGGUAAAUCGAAACACGCAAGUUUUACGGAAAUCUGAAUUGACCAACUGAGUACAUUUUUAAUACAACCAAUAAUAUCAGAAAAAUCAUAUGAAAAAUUAUUGCUUCCCAGAAAACAAAUAACCAAAAAUGCAACAAAAUUCAACUUUUAUAAAAAUUAUUGUAAUUAAUAUGCAUACAUAAUUAUUCCCAGUACAUAUGACUAUGACAAACGGAUCGCAACCCACCUACAUACAUACACAUAACUACAGUUAUUUAAGCAAGUAAAAACUUAACAGUAUUCAUCAUACAUAUGUACAUACACCUUUAUAAACAUAUAUUUGGAAAAAUGCUAAAGUUGCCACAAGGAAGCAAUAAUUGCAAACGAAAAUUGUUUAUUUAAAUUAUUUUUAUUCAAAAAAAAAAUACAUGUUAAUACCACUAAAGCGCUAUUUACAUAUAUGUAUAUAAAUAUGUAUGUAAAGCAACUGGUUGACAAUGCACCACAAAAAUGAACCAAAAAAGAACAAGCAGAGGUUAUGUUUAAAAAUUAAAGCUAUAACACAAAUAUACGUAAUUAUAGCCAUUUGUUGCUUAAGUGGUGGGAUUUAUAUUUAAAUUAAUGAAAUUCGAUAAAUUAAAAUUCAAAAUAAAUAGUUGUUAAAAAAUUAUGAAAAAUACGUAAGUUGAAUUUUAG